UUGCAGUGCCAGGAAGCUGCCGGUGCGCGCAGGCGGCGGUGGACUUGUCUCCACGUGCGGCGCGCUCUUUCUGCCAUCCUUCCCUCUUCCCAGUGGCCGGGCCGGGGCAACCCAGCCCAGGAACGACGCCCCUCGAGCCGCGGUGGCUGUGUCCAGGACAUCCGCGAGCGAUUGCUCGCCGCGGGAUCACGCUCCAGCUCCGGAAGCCCGACGUGCUGGGAGCUGCGAAGCCAUGGAGGGUCUGGGCCGCUCGUGCCUGUGGCUGCGCCGGGAGCUGUCGCCCCCGCGCCCGCGGCUGCUGCUGCUCGACUGCCGCAGCCGCGAGCUUUACGAGUCGGCGCGCAUCGGCGGGGCGCUGAGCGUGGCCCUGCCCGCGCUGCUGCUGCGCCGCCUGCGGCGGGGGAGCCUGUCGGUGCGAGCGCUACUACCGGGGCCACCACUGCAGCCCCCGCCCCCCGCCCCGGUGCUCCUGUACGACCAGGGCGGGGGCCGGCACCGGCGCGCCGAGGCCGAGGCCGAGGAGUGGGAAGCCGACUCGGUGCUGGGCACUCUGCUGCAGAAGCUUCGGGAGGAAGGCUACCUGGCCUACUAUCUACAGGGUGGCUUCAGCAGAUUCCAGGCCGAGUGCCCUCACCUCUGUGAGACCAGCCUCGACCGCCGAGGGGGCCUGAGCAUGGCCCCACUGCCCAGCCCAGUGGUGGGGCUGGGAGGCCUGUGCCUGGGCUCCGACUGCUCUGAUGCGGAUUCCGAGCCUGACCGUGAUGCCAUGAGCUGCGGCCUGGAUUUGGAGGGCACCACGCCCCCCCUAGUGGGGCUGCUGUCAUCCUUCCCUGUCCAGAUCUUGCCCAACCUCUACCUGGGCAGCGCCCGCGAUUCAGCGAACGUGGAGAGCUUGGCCAAGCUGGGCAUCCGCUACAUCCUCAAUGUCACCCCCAACCUCCCCAACCUCUUUGAGAAGAAUGGCGACUUUCACUACAAGCAGAUCCCCAUCUCGGACCACUGGAGCCAGAAUUUGUCCCAGUUCUUUCCGGAGGCCAUCGCGUUCAUUGAUGAGGCCUUGUCGCAGAACUGCGGGGUGCUCGUUCACUGUCUGGCGGGUGUCAGCCGGUCCGUCACUGUCACCGUGGCCUACCUCAUGCAGAAGCUGCACCUCUCGCUCAACGAUGCCUACGAUCUGGUCAAGAGGAAGAAGUCCAACAUCUCGCCCAACUUCAGCUUCAUGGGGCAGCUGCUGGACUUCGAGCGCACCCUGCAGCUGGAAGAGCGCCGUGCCCGAGAGAGGGGCAGCGGGGGGCAGGAGUCGGCCGCCUCUGAUCCCCCCUCUUUCUUCACCACCCCGACCAGCGAUGGCGUCUUCGAGCUGGACGCCACAUAGGGCCCCAGGGCACCCUCCAGUGGGUGUGCCCAGCCCAACCACCCACGUGCUGGGGAGGAGGCCAGAGGGGGCUUGGCCUAAGCGGGGGCGGGGGGGGGGAAGUGGGGGGAGAGCACAAUACCUCAUUCGGGGCUGUGGGACAAGGCAGAGGCUGGGGACCCCCUCCAGGGUGGCGGUGGGGACAGCCCUGUCCUACCCACUGGAAACAUCUGCGAGGAAUCCUAUUAAACGUGCCUACGGGCCAGGCCUAGGGCCACCGGCCUGACCCGUGCCACUUUGGGGCGGAAGCCUGCUCCAGAACCUG
Messenger RNA from Capra hircus (goat), 1679 nucleotides. RefSeq names its product dual specificity phosphatase 9 (gene DUSP9). The record is from RefSeq and is a predicted model, not a curated record. Gene Ontology annotation, biological process: protein dephosphorylation; negative regulation of MAPK cascade. NCBI's taxonomy places the organism in Eukaryota, Metazoa, Chordata, Mammalia, Artiodactyla, Bovidae. Bases 233 to 1375 code for a protein of 380 amino acids. Gene Ontology annotation, cellular component: cytosol; cytoplasm. Gene Ontology annotation, molecular function: protein tyrosine/threonine phosphatase activity; MAP kinase tyrosine/serine/threonine phosphatase activity. The transcript has 4 exons.